AUGCAGCAUAAACAAGAAUGCCUUUCUGGUCCUCUUAGGAGUAACAGAGAAAGAACUCCUGGCAAGAACACACAGCCAGCACUGAAGGAAGUUGCCCAAGUAAAAGGAAAGGAGAUUGAACGGUGGCAGAGGGCCACACCUACUAAUUUAAUGAGGCAGAACGCACCAAUCCCUCCUGGACAGUUAGGUAAUGGCUCCGAAUGUCUUGAGUGCCACACAGCCAAGAAAAAUAGCUUUCUGAAGCAGCUUAGGACAACAGUGAGGAAAAUGUUCCCGUCCUAUCAAAAGGCAAGUAAGAAACCUAAGCAACAAGGUAGCAAGCCUGCCAACCCAGCAAAGCCUAGAACUUCUGUUGUUCCCAGAAAGCACCGUCUCCUUCCAAGGGCUGUUGCAGAAUUAUUUCCUCUAAAAGCAUUUACAAAAUUGAAAAGAAGAAAACUUUCUCCAAAUGAAGCAAUUCAGUUGGAUGUGAAUAUUGUGGAAGAGCAUGCACAAAGCAUAAGCAGGACAAACACAGUUGUGCAGGCAAGACGAAUGACAAGACGCAUAUCAGUGGUGUCGCUGCCACAUGGGAUCCGGAAGGUUUCAGGUCCUCCCAAAAAGAAGACUUUCCCAGUAUUCAAAAAGAAGGAAAAAAAUAUACCACCAAUAUGGUACCAUUCAGAUAUAACAGUCGGGAAUCUUCAAAUGCAGGUGGAUAAUCUCUUGGAUAACAUCAGUGAAAAAUCCAUACAAUUACUGGCUUUGAGAAGCGCGGAACUACAACAGUGCGAAUCUUUGGGAAACAAGAUACUUCAAUCCUCUAAGCAGUUUCAAAGGGUUUCCUUAAGGACUACAAAGAAGCAUAAAUUGAAAAACAUGUGUUUUCCAUGUAGAUGUUGUUGCUGACAUCCAUCUGGGACAGUAAAAGUAAAAGAGUUUUCAAGUUAAUUAUAUUUAAAUUUCAGCAGUCAUGCCUUGCUAUUUCACUGUCUCAGGAAGUGGCAUUUGGAAGAUAGGGUAUUUCUUUGCUUAUUAUCAAAAAUUCAAAUGGAUUUGAAUGUUCAAGAUUUUGCUGCCUUUCAAAAUAUGAAGUGAGUAAGAAACAUUUUGUAGAAAGUGCCUGUACUGGAAUCCUAUACAAGGAAAAGUAACAACUGGACCACGACAGUUCUUUAUAGACAAAUAUUUCAUGCUUCUAAGCCAAGUUACAGCCUCCCAAGACCAAUGAUUUAAAUUACUUAGAAGGGUGUAACUCUUCUUACACUGCAAUCCUAUGUAGAGUUACUCCAGUCUAAGCCUAUUUAUUUCAAUGGGCUUAGACUGCAGUAACUCUGUUUACGGUUGCACUGUCGGGCUAGCACAUGCCUAAAAUGGCAGUAUAAAUCCUGAACGUACUAACAUUUUUACAUUGUGUGAAUUCAACC
Messenger RNA from Eublepharis macularius, 1406 nucleotides. It is a transcript of the gene C4H3orf49, whose product is annotated as chromosome 4 C3orf49 homolog. The coding region runs from base 1 to 888 and encodes 295 amino acids. The record is from RefSeq and is a predicted model, not a curated record. Lineage: Eukaryota; Metazoa; Chordata; Lepidosauria; Squamata; Eublepharidae. The transcript is spliced from 5 exons.